AUGCGCCGGCGGCUGCCGCGUGCCGAAGGUCAGGGGUCGCGGCCGCACAAAAGGCGCCGCUCGUUUGUGGGAAAUUACGGCCGCGGCGCAGCACAGGGGGCCACUUCUGCCGCAGAUUUGGUCCGCGGCGGGUUCCAGCCGCGCCUUCCGACUUCGCUGCCGCCCCCAGGGCAGCAGCAGCAGCCGUCGCCGCUACCACGCCGACAGCCCGUCCCGUUGAUGCCUCCCGCGCAGCUUCAUCCGGGAGCGCCCCAGGUGGUCGCUCCGGCGCCUGCGGUCCCUCUUCAGUCGCCACCGCCUUCGGAGCUGAUGGACGUCGACCCCUCAGCCGGGCCGCCUUCCCAAGCGGUGGCUGUGCAGCCUGUUCUGCAGCCGCUUUCCUUGGGCACCCCCAAGGAGUCUGACACCGCAGCGCCUUGUCCGGCGCCCACUCAGCAGCCGUCGACGCAGCGUCAGGAGACGCUGCCUCUCUUCGUGGGUCCCGACGCCCCGUCGCGUCCAGUACCAGAAGCUGCGCCCGUGGUCACAGAUCAGAGGAAGCUGCUGGCCUCUACUGUACAGCGAGGCUCGCAGCCGACGGCACCAGGGCGCGCUUAUCUGUCCGGCCUCGCAGGUCCAGCCUCCCCUCCGUCCCCAUGGCAGCUGCCGGAGCCACCACCACCACCACCACCACCACCAUCUCCUUGCUAG
Molecule: messenger RNA, 690 nt
Organism: Schistocerca americana (American grasshopper)
Lineage: Eukaryota; Metazoa; Arthropoda; Insecta; Orthoptera; Acrididae
Product: vegetative cell wall protein gp1-like
Exons: 3
Coding region: 1-690 (229 amino acids)
Source: RefSeq, a predicted model, not a curated record